CUCCCUCUCGCUCCGUUUUCCUGCCGGGCUGCUGCUGCUUUGCGCGCUGCGGGGCCACACUGCGACCGCACCGAGGAGGAAGAGGAGAAAGGCGCGGAGUGAAAGAGGGGAGAGAUCCACUGAGGAAGAGGCAGACCGAGCUGAGGAGGAGGGCUGAUUCACGCACCGUCACCGCACGGAUAAAAACCCCUCCGAAGCAGCAGCAGCAGAAGGCGGAGACGCGUCACACCGCGCUCUUCCUCCCUCCAUCUCUGCUCCGUGAAGAAGAGGAGGACGCCCGGAGGGACCCGCUGGGAUCCGGUGUUGGACAGUCCCCCUCCCGCACGGACCAGGGCCGAUUCCCCGCACUCUAGCAGCCAGCUCGGCGCCAUGAAGGACCGCACGGCGGAACUGCGAAGCGCUAAGGACAGCGAUGAUGAUGAAGAGGUGGUGCAGGUGGACAGGGACCACUUCAUGGACGAGUUCUUUGAACAGGUGGAGGAGAUCCGCGGCUGCAUAGAGAAGCUGUCUGAGGACGUGGAGCAGGUGAAGAAGCAGCACAGCGCCAUCCUGGCCGCGCCCAACCCUGACGAAAAGACCAAGCAGGAGCUGGAGGACCUCACAGCUGACAUCAAGAAGACAGCCAAUAAAGUUCGCUCAAAAUUAAAAGCAAUUGAGCAGAGCAUCGAGCAGGAGGAAGGUCUCAACAGAUCAUCAGCGGACCUCCGGAUCCGUAAGACACAGCACUCGACGCUGUCGCGUAAAUUCGUGGAGGUGAUGACCGAGUACAACACCACGCAGUCCAAGUACCGCGACCGCUGCAAGGACCGCAUCCAGAGGCAGCUGGAGAUCACUGGAAGAACCACCACCAACGAAGAGCUGGAGGACAUGUUGGAGAGUGGCAAACUGGCCAUCUUCACCGAUGAUAUCAAAAUGGACUCUCAGAUGACCAAACAGGCCCUGAACGAGAUCGAGACCCGACACACCGAGAUCAUCAAGCUGGAAAACAGCAUCCGUGAGCUCCACGACAUGUUUGUCGACAUGGCCAUGCUGGUCGAGAGCCAGGGAGAAAUGAUUGACAGAAUUGAGUACAACGUAGAACACUCUGUCGACUACGUGGAGCGAGCCGUCUCCGACACCAAGAAGGCCGUAAAAUACCAGAGCCAGGCUCGCAAGAAGAAGAUCAUGAUCAUCAUCUGCUGCGUCAUCCUGGGCGUGGUCCUGGCGUCGACCAUCGGCGGCACGCUGGGCUUCUAAGACGAUCCUCCACCUGCUGCCAUGAUGACUGAUGCCGACCGACUGACCGACAGCCAGCAGAGAAAAGAAACAGCAACGACAACACAAAAAACUUGAAACACAAAUGCAAGACCGACAACCAAUCAGCUAGGAAGAGAUAAUCCAAUCACAAAUAAGAGGAAACACCACGGGUUUGGGCGGGGUACAAAAAGCUAAGAAGAAAACACAGUAACACCACAUUAUAGGUGACUUAUCCACACAACAAGAGAGGGAAAAAUAAACCUAUUUAUGUAAAUGUAUUGAACAUAUGAAGCAACACGUGGGUUAGCUACCUGUAAAAAAUGAUAACCUCUAAUAUAACUUUUACUUUGUUGUUUGUUUGGCUGUUUUCCUAUGUUUUGAAGUUCCUUGUUUGUUUUUUUGGGAGUCUCCGAGGACAGUGACGGCUGCUGGGUGGGAGUCCUGCGGGACAAAUCUGUCAUUCGGGUUCCUCACGUUCAUUUCAGAAAACAAACAGCUAAUGCAUAGAUGUAGAAAACCCGAAGGUUGCAGAAGUUGGGGAACGACGAUAAUGUUGUGCCUCGCCGUCAGCUAGUCCGCCUCUCAUUGGCUGCUUUGCCCCGUCAUUCGCCUCGGCCAGCCUGGUACCAGAGACCGAUUGGACCCUUAGCAGAUGUUUUCACAGCCGGCUGCGGUUGGGAAAACACCGCGUUGACAAGGGGGAGGUCAGACUCCCCUGACUGUUGCAUCAAUCCAACCAAAGAGUUGGGGAGGGAGGGCCUCUGACCGUCCUGGUUAUUCUGAUUGGCCAGUGUAGGCGACAAAGUGAUACCUGAGGGCUGGGUGGAGAUGGACAGUUAAUCUAUGCAGUUUAGAUACAAGAAAGACGACUUGUCCCACCUACCAACACAGAGAUAGCCAAUGAGAAUCUGUUAAAAGCCAGGGCCGUCAUCCUCAAGCUGCUCUUCUCGAGGAGUCAACAAAAAAUAACGGAAACGCAUCAAAACCAACAAGCAGGCGAAACCAGUUACCCGGGUGUGGCAAUGGUCCUGUGGCCGUUUUGUGUUUCGAUGGCGAGCGUUUGUUGCUUUUGUCGUGCUGCUGUUCCGGUGUGUGCGUGACAUAUCCUGUGCUGUAUCUGCUUAACAUUGUGUUAACGUUGAGUUUGUGCGAUCCGACGUGUCUCCGGUGUGUUUGUGUUGGAAAAGCUGUGAUGUUUCGGUUGCCACACAUGAAGGCAUUCCUGUAGAUAAUGUGAAAGGAGCAUCACUCCUCUCUGCAUGCCGAGACAGGAUGCUCCAACCGCCCGGACUAGGAGUACGGCAGCUUCUACGGCCAUUUCACAUUCUCUAUGGGUGCAUUUCCCUGGAAGGUGGAUCAACGUGACACACAUUCAUUCACAACAUGAACAUGUCAUUUAUGUUUUAACUUCUGACAUAGACAGACCCCAUGAAUGUUGUGUUACUGCCAGUGUUAGAGUUAGUCUGAGCUGCUUUGCAUGGUGUAGAAUUAGCUUGUGUUUGUGUAGGUUGUGUAGAAGCUUAUUGAAGAUUUAUCUUCUGUUUUCUAGAAACUUUUUCUAAAAUCUGUGAAAGGCAUUUGUGGUGUCCGGCCCAGUAUGGCAGAAAAGAUUUCAGAAAUACAACAAAGGGUUUGUGGCUCGUAGCAACAUAGCAAGAAAAUUACUUUUUAAAUUAUUGAAAACUAUUUCUAGCUAAGCUAAUCCUUGAAAUUUUAUAAGCCAAUUCUAGCUGUACCAAAAGUAGCCAGUCUGGAAGCUAAUUAUUGUUAAUUAUAAGCUAAUUCUAAUUUUAGAGGAAGUAAAGAUAUUUAAUUAUACGGAAUAAAAAGUAUUUAUUUGAUCGUUAGCCUUCAACUGUGAACCACAUUAUGCUAAUUUGGAAGCUAAUCCUUGUUAAACUUGAGGAUCAUUUUAGCUAAUCAUAGACUUUAGCUAAAAAAAAAGAGAUAAUUCUUCCAAAUCAUUGGCUAAGUCUAACUUAAAGGAAAGAUAUUGGUAAAAACAUUUGAUUUUACCACACAAAAAGUAUUUAUGUGUCGUAUUUUGUACUUUAUUAGUCUGUAAUUGUGAGCCAAAUUAAUUUGGAAGUGAAUCCUUGUUAACCUGGAGGAUAAUUCUAGUUAAGAAAUUUUAGCUAAUAAUUAAAUAAUACCUGCAGUAAAAAUGUGAGUUUAAACAGGAUUUUAUGCUGUGUUUGCAGUAGCAACCUACCCAUUGCCCAAAGAAUGCAAACUAACUAUGAGGAACCACUAGCCAAUUUCAGCUAGCUAUUAGAGUUAGCAGUGUUGGACUCACUGGGACAAAUUCCCAGGUUUUACAAUACUAAGAACAUAAAUGCUGUAGGAACGUUUCACUGUGUUUGAAACCUGGGGUUUAUUGAAAAGGUAGCAGUACUGGACGAAAAGCUGAAAAUGGCCGGACAAAUUGUUGUUUCACAAAGUGAUGCAGUCUCAUGGCAGCUCGUGGAAAUCUUUACCUGCAUAUGUUUUAAAAAUGUCACAUUUGACAAAUUUGCUCAGAUUAUCCGAACUCUGAGGGAUUCUUCCAUUAAUAAAGCUUCUACUGAGUCGCUAGGAAUCUGUUCAGACUGAGCUUUUUAUAAUACCCAGUCUGAAACGUUGCUGUUCUGUUCGGAAAUGUUUGGUGAGGUGUUCAUGAUUUGCCAGGACGCUGGUUGGGUUUGAGGUUUCUGGAGGAAUGCGCUCAGGCUCCGUGAUACGGAGGUUAUCGUACUUCUGUUGAGGCCUACGCUGGAGGAAAAACCACCUUCAGAUCCCUCCGCACUCUCUGCCAGAGCAAUAAGCUUCAGUACACAGAGUCCAGGGCGUAGUCGUUGUUUAGUGGAAAACGUGUUUUUUCUUGAGAUGUAGAAGUUAGCAUUGUUAGCUUUAGAUGUCUGUGAUGCGCUUGAUGUUCUAGUUUCAGGUUUGGAGAAGAUUGGGGUCUAUUUAAUUUAUUCUUUGGCUUCAAUAAACCAAAACUGCUGUGUUCACCAAAGUGUCACCCUCUUCUCCCAGCAGCAAAAUCCAACAAAUCUCUCAAACGGACCAUCUGUAGAUUCAGGAUGAUUGGACCCUUUCUCAGCUGUUGUCGUUGGUUUUUAGUGGUUUCCAACAGGUAAAUAAAAGUAAACCGAAGUGGAUUUAAUGACUUAGCGAGUCAAAAUCUCAUUGUAACUUCAUGCAUCAGAUUUUUUUAAAAGUUAGCUGCGCUUUCCUUCCCUCAGCGCCAUGGUCUAUUGGACAGUUGAUGGUUGUCCUGGUGGUGGUUGAGGUGGAUGAACAUCAGCGGUGUAAGGAUGCCGUCAAAGCACCAGCCAGUUUGUUGACAAUGAUGUUGUGUUUUGUGUCUAUAUUUUCUGUAAAGUUCCUGUUUCAUCCAUCAGGCCCCUGAAAACACAUCGAACCACAACGACGUCACCAAAAUGAUUCAGAGGGUUGGUUUGCCCGAGUGUCCGGCCCUCCCGGUCCUCUUGUCUUGUGUUGUAGUCGUUUGGUUGUAUAAAAAGAUGGCGACGCGUAUUGGGAGUCUGACCUUCCCCUCCAUCCUGCUGUGUGUAAUAAUUAUAACGUUAAUAAUAAAAAAGGCAUGCAAAGCGUUGUGGAGUUUGCACGAAGGUGUUUUUGUACCCCACCCCGCCCUCCUUACCGUGCACUUUACCACUCAUCGGGCCUGUUUGAUUAGCACAUUAGCUACUAGCCACAACUUAUUACCUGUUACUAAUUGAUCUGCGUUUCAGUAUUUCUGUUAGACGCGUUUUGUUGGAACAUAAUUGAGUGUUUUAUUUAAAUGUGAAAGGCUAAACUCCCGUCAGCUUCGGUCAUUCAGGUCCAUCUGGACUUCUCGCUGGAUUUCACCCCGCCUUUAUCUGCUGGGCUUGUUUACUCCACCCUUUGUUUGCUGAGAAAUCGCCUGUAGGCUGCUCUCCGGUUGCUCCUCCACCCAUCGUUGUGCGUGUGCAGCAUGUUUCCCUGCGUCUUCGGUGAAGACGGCGCGUUUGUGAGCGUGUGUUGGCAGCACGGGUUCGUUUCAACGUGCAAAGACUGCAAUCCGCCGGGUUGCAGCUGUUUUCACAAGUUGUUAAAAAAUUGCGACUAAGAGGAUCAGAGCCCUAAAUGUACGCGAUGUUCACUGUUUGUUUGAUUCAAACCAAAGCCUUCUCCCUCCCACUCGUGUUCUCAAAAUGUCCGCCGCUAGAAUCGAAGAGCACAAAGCAAGUGAAGUUUACACCGAGACGUUACUCAAACGGAUACAGCAAUUUAAAAAAAGCUAAACUAAAAGUGAAAAGCCUGCCCUGAUCCCCCCACACACCACCAGCCCUCACUGCAUGAUGGUCUUUCCCUGCACAAGUUGAUCCGACCAAUCUGAACAAUGUCUGCCUCCAGUUCCUCUUCUCCUGUAGAUGCUAGUUUGUGGUCUGAUUAGUGGAAAAUAUGGCACAUAAUCAUAACCGGAGACAACGGUGGUGCUUCUUCUAUUCAAUAACUGCUCUUGUUCUUGUUGUUUUGGUGUCAUUUUGUUUUCCUGUACAGCUAAUCAGUCGUCUUCACUCCUCCGGAUCAACGCGCUGCUGCGGCAGGAGCAAAAAAAAAAGGUUAAAAUUAUAAAUUAUUGUUAUUUCUGAUGUAUAUUUAUGUGUAAAUUUGUGGGAAAAUAUAGAAAUUAAAUUCAAAGUUCAACUUAAUUCCAGGAUAUCUACCAGAAAGGCCAGUUUUCUGUUGCUUUGAGGCUGAAAAAUAACCCGAGAUCCGAUUCGAGAGAAUUUAUAAAUGAUUUUAACCAAAAGAGAACGUAGACAGGAACGGACCUCGGAUUGUUGCAGAAAACUUUCUCAUCUCUACCUGAUGUCCCACCUUGGAGAAACAUGGAUUAAUUAAAAUUAAUCUGUUUGCAAACAUGCGGUUUGUUGCAGAUGUGCAUGUGAAUCCAGAUGUUUGCAUAAUUCAGAUGUUUUCCAGGAGAAAGUUUAAAAUAAAAACAUUGAGAUAUUCCAGCUCCACAAACCGCCAGCGAGCGUUGUCCGCGGCGUGACGUUAAUAAUAAACAACAAUAUAUGAAUAUUUUCAUGUAAAUCUUACACCAACAUUUGUAUGACUGUGUACAUGGCCGCGUGCCAUUACUGCUUCUGUGGGCGUGGUGCCGUUUUUCUGUCAGAGCAGGAAGCGAGCGAGCAGGAAGUGGAUCAUCCUGAGGGGCUCGGUCGCGGCGCAGAGGCUCCAAAGAUCGACUCUCUGUUACCCAAACAACCCGCCGUGUUUCUCCAGACGCGCGGCAAACCGCUAUCGUCAUUUUGCUUGAAGUAAACAUGAGUCAGUCCUACUUUUUACCUCCUCAUUUGUCGGACCAGAACCCGCUCUGCGAUGAUUUUUGUCUUCAUGGGAAGAUUUUCGGAAACAAAGCCUGCUGCGCUUCCUGCUCUGAUUACAUGAAAACUUUGAUUUUUUUCGUUGCAGUAAAAGCUGUGACUUGUUUUGAACUGAUCUGAUUUUUUUAUGCUUGAUCCAAACGUCUCUUUGCUCUCUUCAUCAAGCGAGACAGUAUUUGGUUUCUAUCAGUGUUUUUAUUUCCUGAGUGGGAGGAGUUAGGGGAGGGGUCAAAUAGAUAGACCACACCCACAUAGUCCCUGCCAUAUUAAGAAAUACACUUAAAUAACAUUAUUAUUAUUAUAGUUGUUGUUGUUAUUAUAAUUCUAACCAUAAAAGGCAAAUAAAAUGCAGAAAACAUUUGCAAAAACCCAGGAGGAGUGAACGGCUUCACACAAAGUGAUCAAACAGAAAAACUUUUAAAAAGGGAGGUUACAACGAUUCCUUGAUUUAAAGAAGUACAAAAGGAGUUAUAUUAUCAUAAAUAAUAGUAGUAAUAUUGAAUAUUGAAUGCUCACAAUUUUGUCAAACUGAAACUGGAAUCUUUGUGUUCUGUAAUUAUUGUAAAUAACUUCAAAGAGAGAAAAAAUGACUUGCAUGUCUAUGUAUAAAUCUACUGAGAUAUUUAUUCCCGUCAAAGUUGACAAGCAUUUCGAUGUCUGUCCUUUUUCGCUGCUUUUAUUUCCCGGACGUUGCGUGUCCUAAGCCCCGCCCCUCCGCUCUCCGUCGGCGGCAGAGAGACGGCGCCGUGUAGCUUCCAUCGCCGUCGUUCUCCGCCUCGCUCAGUCCGGACGAUUGUCCGCUCACAGCCGCUCCUCCGUCCAUAACCCCAAAUCCAGAGGCCCCGCCCACUGGCUCCUCUGAUGAAAGUGCUUCCCUCCAUAUUAGGAAACUAAACUCCACCUCCAGGGCCUUAGAAGCCACGCCCUGGUCCCUCUGGAAGUCCUGUUCAGGGUCACCACCUCUCUGUCGGACGUCGUCUCUCCGCCUCAUUCCGCCAAACAUCCGACCUUUUCCUGUCUGGUUCCCACUUAGCCUGCACCCAGUUCUCUAAAACCGACUCAGUCCAACCAGUUCAUAGCCAUAUCCAAAUGAAAGUGCCCAGACACUCUGUAAACUACAGGUCAGGUGGACUGGGAUCAGCAACUCUGAGACAGAAUCGGUGGUGGUGGUACGCAUCAACUUUAGAGAAAAAGCACACAUCCACCAAAGCAAAGGGACUUUCUUGCUGAUCUUCAUGCUCUCACUAACCAAACCGCCUCUGACACCAGUAGACUAAAACUAGAUUUAAAUCCGAGUUACAUACUUCAGAACUCCACCACAGUCUUCCUACUAACCAACUUUCCCAAUUUUUUAUUCCCAGAGGAGUUCCUGGAGGAGAUCGUAGCGCUGGUUUCUUGAAGUCGUCAAAGGGAUGCAAAAGCUAAGUCCAGGACAAGCUAGCACCGUCCAGGACAAGCUAGCACCGUCCAGGACAAGCUAGCUAAGUUAAGCAAAAGUUAAAGUUAAGUAAAGCUAGCUGAGUUCAGUAAAGGCAAGCUAAACUUAGUCAAAGUUAGCUAAACUCAGCAUAAACUAGCUACGUUCCCAGUGAACCAGUUGUAGUUCUUUUCGCUUUAUGCGGUCAGGCCGUUUGGCGGCUUCGAGGUCUGCGGUCCGGCCGGAGUCGCCACCCAAUUCCAGGCCCGGUCUCCAGCCUCACACAGGCCUUUCGUAACAAAGCGUGCAAUAUUCAGAGAAACAAGGGCUGACCUUAUCAUGCAGAGGCGACCAGGCCGGCCGACGCGCCGCGCUCUCCAGCAGGAACUCCCGACGCGGAAUCCCGCCGUCCAGACGCCAUGAUCCGGGGGGAAAUACGCCACAGUUUUUGUUUUGUUAUUAGUUUUAGGCGGCUGCAUGCUGAUGCUGUGCUGGGGGAGGAGGUGGGGGGACGGCAGAGAAGAGACGGAGAUCAGAAAAAAAAGUCCGCACAGUAAAAAACCGCAGAAAGAGGACAGUGACGUCGCUCUUUGCACGCAACUUUGACCGGAAAUGCAACUCGUGUCCCGUUUUUUUUGUGUGUGUAUGUGUGCGUAGCGUAAUGUAAAGCGAUCUGUCCCCCCUCCUCCCCCGCUGCCCCUCCUGCCCCCUCUCUCGUACUGCUGUUGGCUGUUCUGUUUAGUUCAUGUGACGUGCCAGUAUUCCCCCUUCCCCCCCCCCCCCCCCCCCCCUUCUUUCCCCCCCCCCUGACUCCCCCCCCCCUGACUCCCCCCCCCCCAGCCUCGCCCUUCCUCUCUUCAUGGAUCUUUAAGAUGACAACUCUAUGCAGAUGCUGUCUUUUAUAAGUGUGUCAAAAUUUUAAUUUAAAAUAAAACUAAAAAAAACAAACCCUGACAGACAUAUUGAAAUGAAACAAAAAAUUAAUAAAGAAAAGGAUUGUUCAGUGUA
This is a messenger RNA of Xiphophorus couchianus (Monterrey platyfish), 9027 nucleotides long. RefSeq names its product syntaxin 1B (gene stx1b). Gene Ontology annotation, biological process: exocytic insertion of neurotransmitter receptor to postsynaptic membrane; synaptic vesicle fusion to presynaptic active zone membrane; intracellular protein transport. NCBI's taxonomy places the organism in Eukaryota, Metazoa, Chordata, Actinopteri, Cyprinodontiformes, Poeciliidae. The record is from RefSeq and is a predicted model, not a curated record. Gene Ontology annotation, cellular component: presynaptic active zone membrane; endomembrane system; synaptic vesicle. The coding region runs from base 370 to 1236 and encodes 288 amino acids. Gene Ontology annotation, molecular function: SNARE binding; SNAP receptor activity. The transcript is spliced from 10 exons.